This is a messenger RNA of Coccinella septempunctata (seven-spotted ladybird), 1288 nucleotides long. RefSeq names its product alanine aminotransferase 2-like. Bases 8 to 1012 code for a protein of 334 amino acids. The transcript has 4 exons. Lineage: Eukaryota; Metazoa; Arthropoda; Insecta; Coleoptera; Coccinellidae. Gene Ontology annotation, biological process: biosynthetic process. The record is from RefSeq and is a predicted model, not a curated record. Gene Ontology annotation, molecular function: pyridoxal phosphate binding; L-alanine:2-oxoglutarate transaminase activity.
UGCUGACAUGGCUAAAAAAAUUUUGAGUAUUCUCAAAUUCAACAAAGACGGAUUAGAGACAGGUAUUUUAAAUCCAGUACCGGAGUAUCCGUUCUAUUCCUCUACAAUAGCUGAAUUAGGAUUGAAAAGAAUAGAUUACUACAUAGACGAAGAUGAUCACUGGAAAAUAAAUGUUAAUGAAUUGCAGAGAGCUCUUAAUGAAGCUAAGCCCAAAUGUAACCCUAGAGCUAUUGUUGUGAUUAAUCCAGGAAACCCAACUAGUCAUAUUUUAACUAGAGAAAAUAUGGAAGAAAUAGUCAAAUUUGCUUGGAAAGAGAAUCUCAUAAUUAUAGCAGAUGAAGUUUAUCAGAACAAUGUUCUUAAGGAUGAUUGUAGCUUCGUUUCCUUCAAAAGAGUACUGAAUGACAUGGGUAAACCCUAUAGUGAUAUAGAGCUUGUAAGUCUUAUGUCAAUUUCCAAAGGAAUUUACGCAGAGAGUGGCAGCAAAUGUGGCUAUGCUGAAAUAAUCAAUCUGGAUCCUGAUAUACCGCCAAUGUUUGUCAAGUCCUUGAGUGCCUCGUUAUGUCCAUCUGUUUUAGCGCAAACUACAGUAUACUGCUUGGUUAACCCACCAAACCCUAAUGAACCAAGCCACGAGCAAUUCGAGCAUGAGAAGAAAACGAUCAUGGGCGGAUUAAGGAUGAGUGCUUCUAUCGUAGAAGAAGCGGUACAUUCUCUAGAAGGAAUGAGCUGCAACCCAUUAGAAGGUUCAAUUUUCUUCUACCCACGUAUCAGAUUACCACAGAAUGCAGUGAAAGAGGCAGCCAAGAAAUCAUUAUCACCUGAUGAAUUUUACGCCCUGGAGUUAUUGGAAGAAACAGGUAUUUGUGUCGUCCCAGGCACUGGAUUUAGGCAAAAACCAGGCACUUACCACAUACGUAUGACCCUCAUCUCGAAUCCAGACCAAGUUCACAAAAUAAUGGAGCGAAUUAAGAAAUUUCAUUUUAAAUUUAUGGCGAAUUUUUCUAGGUAAUAGAUUCUAUUUUAAUUGUCAGUUCAUCGAAUUCAUCAGAAGAAUAUUGGUACCACUGACCAAAAAUAAUUUUGUUGCUGAUAUCAAUGAGUUUGAGUGAAUAAAAGUUAUGUAUUUUUUCCAAAAUGAAUAUUCACUACCUCAUAAAACGAACUAUGAAUUGAUCAGAGUAAACUAGAUACCAUUACUGAUUUUUUAGAAGUUACAUUAUCCCGUAUUUCGUAAAAUAAUUUGUUGUACAAAUUUCUUUCUCAAUAAAGACUCAGAAGAAAUAUA